Jaculus jaculus (lesser Egyptian jerboa) is the source of this 4329-nucleotide messenger RNA. RefSeq names its product SRSF protein kinase 1 (gene Srpk1). The coding region runs from base 522 to 2183 and encodes 553 amino acids. Gene Ontology annotation, molecular function: protein kinase activity; ATP binding. The transcript is spliced from 17 exons. Gene Ontology annotation, biological process: regulation of mRNA processing; protein phosphorylation; spliceosomal complex assembly. The record is from RefSeq and is a predicted model, not a curated record. NCBI's taxonomy places the organism in Eukaryota, Metazoa, Chordata, Mammalia, Rodentia, Dipodidae.
UGCUUGCGCUCCAGGCCCGGAAGAAAAGGACCAAGGCCAAGAAGGACAAAGCCCAGAGGAAGUCUUUAUAUAGACGAGGCUAGCCUUGAACUUGCAGUGAUCCUGCUUCAGCCUCCUGAGCGAUGCAUUACAGAGAGGCCUGUGCCACCAUGCCCGUCACUGGACUUUUUAGUUGUCUCCCGGGCCGUCAGUCCUGCCUCCUUUAAAGUAGCUGAAAUGCCAAAUUAAUUUGGUUAGAGAACUCUGUCAGAAGUUCAAGCCCCACCUGACCCAGACCUGAAACUCAGCCCCGAGGCUCUGCUCCGCACCCUGAGAGCGACCUCCCGGAGCAGGAAGAGGAGAUCCUGGGCUCCGAUGAUGAUGAGCAGGAAGACCCCAAUGAUUAUUGUAAAGGAGGCUAUCAUCUUGUGAAAAUCGGAGACCUGUUCAAUGGGAGAUACCAUGUGAUCCGAAAGUUGGGCUGGGGACACUUUUCAACAGUGUGGCUAUCGUGGGAUAUUCAGGGGAAGAAGUUUGUGGCAAUGAAAGUAGUUAAGAGUGCUGAACACUACACUGAGACAGCCCUUGACGAGAUCCGUUUGCUGAAGUCGGUUCGCAACUCAGACCCUGGUGAUCCAAGCAGAGAAAUGGUUGUUCAACUACUAGAUGACUUUAAAAUAUCAGGUGUUAAUGGAACACAUAUCUGCAUGGUGUUUGAGGUUUUGGGACAUCAUCUACUCAAGUGGAUCAUCAAGUCCAACUAUCAGGGGCUCCCCCUGCCUUGUGUCAAAAAAAUUAUUCAACAAGUGCUACAGGGUCUGGACUACUUACACACCAAGUGCCGUAUCAUCCACACUGACAUCAAGCCAGAGAACGUCUUGCUGUCGGUGAGCGAGCAGUACGUCCGCAGGCUGGCUGCGGAGGCCACCGAGUGGCAGCGGUCUGGCGCGCCUCCCCCCUCGGGGUCUGCAGUCAGCACUGCUCCCCAACCCAAGCCGGCUGACAGGAUGUCCAAGAACAAGAAGAAGAAGCUGAGGAAGAAGCAGCGGCGCCAGGCGGAGCUGCUGGAGAAGCGCGUGCGCGAGGCGGCAGCCGAGGCGGCGGCGGAGGCGGAGGCCGGCCCAGGGCCGAAGAGGCCUGGCGAGCAAGAAGAGUCUGCAAGUCCUGCCGAGAGACCCCUGAGAGAGAACUCGCCUAAUAAAAUCACCCCGGAAAAUCCUGAAGAGCCAAGUGCCCUUGAUCAAGAUCAAACACUUACAGACCAUGGUGUGGAGGGCAACACAGCCGAAAUCAACUGCAAUGGCGUAGUAAUCGAAAUCAGUAAUUAUCCUGAGGAUGGUCAUGAAGAGACGCAGAGGCUUAAAGAGGAUCUGCAUAACGCUAAUGACUGUGACGGCCACAGUGUUCUGAAGCAGGAACCCAGUUUCCCAGACUCUCAGAAUAGAGACAGCAGCACGUCCCAAGAAACAGACUCUGGUGCACCUGUGACCCAGGAGGUGGCAGAUGUCAUGCUGUGCGGCUCUUCCUCCCCUGUAGAGCGGCCACUCAGUGACCAAGACAUCCGCCAGCUGCACGCGAGCAUUCGGGGAGAGGCGCCUGGUGACGACGAGCAAGAGCAGGGGCAGAACGGGCCGCUGGACAGCAAAGGAAAAUUCACUGCUGGAAAUUUUCUUAUUAAUCCCCUUGAGCCAAAAAAUGCAGAAAAACUGAAAGUGAAGAUUGCUGAUCUUGGAAAUGCCUGUUGGGUGCAUAAGCAUUUUACCGAAGAUAUCCAAACAAGGCAGUAUCGCUCUCUGGAAGUUUUGAUAGGAUCGGGCUAUAACACUCCAGCCGACAUUUGGAGCACCGCAUGCAUGGCCUUUGAGCUAGCCACCGGUGACUAUUUGUUUGAGCCUCAUUCCGGGGAAGAGUACACACGAGAUGAAGAUCACAUUGCAUUGAUCAUAGAACUUCUUGGAAAGGUGCCUCGCAAGCUCAUUUUGGCAGGAAAAUAUUCCAAGGAAUUUUUCACCAAAAAAGGUGACCUGAAACACAUCACCAAGCUGAAACCUUGGGGCCUUUUUGAGGUUCUGGUAGAGAAGUACGAGUGGUCUCAGGAAGAGGCAGCCGGCUUCACCGACUUCUUGCUGCCCAUGUUGGAGCUCAUCCCCGAGAAGAGAGCCACUGCUGCCGAAUGCCUCCGGCACCCUUGGCUGAACUCCUAGGCCCGGCCCAGCGCCGCAGCAGAGAUUGCCACACCGACCCUCUCGCCCACCCCUAACUCUUUCCCCUUCCUUUUCAGGGUGAAGCUCUUUCUUCAGGGGUUUCUAUAAUUUUUUUUUUUUUUUUUCAAAUCCAACAUGUUCAUUUGGGUGUGCUUACUUGACUCUGUGGAAAUCCCCACAGCCACUGGGCAUCCAAAUGAAUUUGGCCUUGGUUGGGCUCUGCCAAAGACUAAAAAUGUGAAGCAGCCUCACCCUAUAUCCUUGCCUUUUCAUUAGGACACUAUGAGCAUCGUACUUAAGGAGAGCCAUGAAGAUAUGUGAGCCCAUCCUUUUCCUCACUGACUUUAGGUCAGAUUUUCUAGUGCAUACCCUCUUGCUGGCGUGCAGAGAGGAGAGAAGGAAGGGGCCUGUUCUGUGAACAGCAGAGACAUUAAACUCGCAUCCAGGCCGUGUCAUUGUCCUGGAAUGUUUCUGUGUUUUCUAUGCUCACAUUGUUUUUCCUUGCGACUUUUACACCCCCUUUUAAAAUAGGCUGUAAAAAAAAACCCCACCAAAUUGGGGUAUCGUUUUAUCACUGUUCAAAGCACUGGCUUAUUCCUUUCAUCCUGAUAACUAAGAUCCUGAAAGUCUUCAGUGUGAUUUUUGACAUGAAACAAUCAUUGAUUAGUAGCCUCUCGGGAGCCUCUGCUGCUCUGUAACAGUCCUUCCCCGUGUCCCCGGUCAUCCUAGAAGCCAUUAUUUUUGGGUUGGCUGUUUUAUUAAAAUUCCUAGCUAGCACAUGAGUUUACUGCCUCAUAACUAAAGAAUUGGGAUGAUUUUAGAAAGGAGGUCUGGAUUUAAUAGCUUUCCAUCUCAGGGGAAGCAUCCUGGUGUUUGGAAUCUUUCUCCAAGCAGUUCUGUUUCAUUCACAGCUUUUCUCCACCUUGCCCAACAUGAUGGCCUUGGAGCAGUUUCUCUCUGUGGCUUUGCUGGUCUUACUUUCUCAGAGGCUUGGGGUCUCUACUGAAACCCUGGACAGAAGGACCGAGCGGAGGGGUAGGGUGGCACCAUUUUCAUUGGCUUUUCCCCUGUUGGUUUCUAAGGCUAGCCAUCCUCUGCUGCUAUUUCCACGUAUAGCGUACGUUUUUUAACUGCAAUUUUAAGAUGACUGAAAUGUACUUGAGGCGUUGUUUUUUUCUUGAUAAUGCAAAAAGGCUUUGUGAAUUUGGAUGGAGGAUUGGCCUCUCAGAGGCUGGCCUGGGUGUCACAUAGUCCUCGGGUGGUGUGGAGCAUCACCAGGGCAGGCUGGGGUCACGGCUUCUCGCUUGUGCAGCAUGACAAAGCAGGGGUUGCAGCGUUCUCUGGAAGUGCCCCAAGAGGCUAACCCACAGAAAGCCAAGGAGCCAGGACCAAGGCUCCUCUCACAAGCGACCAGUGAAGCUGUUGGCUGCCCUUCUUUCUGUGUGACACUGACAUCACUCUCUCUCUGUGAUCUGUGGUCUACUCAGCAGCAGGGACAGGAAAAGUGGACUCAUGGCGCAACCCGUGUGACUCCUAGACAUGCUCUGAGGAACUGUCCAGCCAUCCCCUGGAUCCUUGAUUGGUUAUUCCCAAAACCAGACGUGCUCCUGUAGAAAGAAUUAAGUCAGACUAUCUAUGCACCUACCAGGAAUAGAGAACAGAUUGCAUCAAAAACGGCAGGGAAAUCUUUCGGCAAUUCUAAUCCACUCUGGGUUUUCAACUGUAAUUACAUCUAAAGCAAUAGCAGACAAAUAUCUUCUGUAUUAUAAAAUCACAGUUGUGGAAUUAUAGGAAUCCUGGUGAUAUUAAGGUGAAGUGACCAAAAACCAAGCCAAGAAGGCCUAUGUUAUAAUUGACGUGGCAGGAAAUUUUAAUGGGGGAGAACCUGGACCUUCGUUGUGGAAUGUUUCCCACCAAAUAGGGCUCUCCCCCUCGCUUCUGGGGCCAGCCGACUUAGGUGAGCUGAAAGAGGCGGCUGCUCCUGGCUUCCCGAUCCCUCCGAGCACGGGCAGUGCUGUCGAUGGCCACGGUCUCCCUGAGGAUUUCUAUCGCUCUUGGUUAAUAAUAAAGCCCUGAUGCGUUUUUUUAUUCUUUCUACUGAGUGCACUCUGUUUUCAGUACAAUAAACAAAUUAUUUAAUAAGCUA